Messenger RNA from Spinacia oleracea (spinach), 2692 nucleotides. Its product is annotated as TORTIFOLIA1-like protein 3. Bases 176 to 2062 code for a protein of 628 amino acids. Gene Ontology annotation, cellular component: microtubule. The record is from RefSeq and is a predicted model, not a curated record. Gene Ontology annotation, molecular function: microtubule binding. The transcript has 5 exons. NCBI's taxonomy places the organism in Eukaryota, Viridiplantae, Streptophyta, Magnoliopsida, Caryophyllales, Amaranthaceae.
ACUUUACACCUUACCACAAUACAAAAGCAACUCUUCACUUUCUCUCUCCUCCCACCACCGCCCACCACCAAUGCCACCGGAUAUCCUCUCCCCGCCGCCGCCACAACCACCACCAUCACCACCCUUGUAAUAAUCAAAUUCACUUAUUUCCCUCUCUGUCUACUAUCCUUUAUCAAUGGCGCCUAAACAGUCAUCGGCGACAAUGUCACGUGAUCUUCGCCACCGUGUUCUCACGUGCAUGACAAAGCUUUCCGACAGGGAUACGCUUUCCCAAGCCGUGUCGGAGCUGGACUCUAUCAUUCCUACGCUAACCUCCGACACAUUCUCUCUGUUCAUUAACUCUCUUUCCUCCACAUCUACCGCCGACCGCUCCGCCGUACGCGUCUCCUCCCUUAAACUCCUCGCUUCUCUCUCCGCCUUCCAUGGUACCUCUCUCUAUCCUCACCUGCCCAAACUCAUCUCCGCCGUCGUCCGUCGCCUCCGCGAUCCUGACUCUGCCGUCCGGUCUUCCGCCGCAACUACCACCGCUUCCUUUGCUCACCACAUCAGCCACUCUCUCUCCUCCAUUUUCCGCCCUCUCGCGGACUCACUCUCCUCGGAGCAGGACUUCUCCGCGCAAUCAGCCGCCGCGAUGUGUCUCUCCGCUGCAAUUGAAUCGUCUCCGGCGCCGGAGACAUCUCAGUUACUGAAGGUGUUGCCGAAGUGGAUGAAGCUGUUGAAAUGCGACGGAUUUAAGGCGAAAGCGUCGUUAAUUGUGUUGAUGAAGAGUGCAAUUAGGGUUUGUGAGAUUGGAAAUUGCAAUUUGUUGAGAGAUUUAGUGAAUUGUUUGAUCGAGUAUUUGAAAUCCGAGGAUUGGGCCGCUAGGAAGGCGUCUGCGGAUGCGUUGAAGGAGAUGGCGGUGGUGGAGAAGGAAAAUUUGUCGGAGAUGAAGGUUUCUUGCUUGAAGAUUAUUGAAUCUAGAAAAUUUGAUAAGGUAAAAGCAGUUAGAGAAUCAAUGAAUCAACUGUUGGAUGCUUGGAAGGAGGUUCCUGAUGUGUUUGAUGAUGGAUCACCACCUCCUCAUUCUCAAGAAUCUUCCAGAGAUAAUACCAGUGAUGGACGGUUCCCUGCACGAUCUAAAAUGUCUAGUGCAGUUGACUCUAAUAACACUCCUCAAACAGGCAGAAGCUGUUUUCCGGCUAAGAAAUCAUCCCCCUCUGAUAGUGCUUUGAAAACCACGGCCAGAAACAGAGGUGCUCCUGAUGUUACAAUUAAGAGGUCAAGCCCACAAGUUUUCAGGAAGCUUGAUUCCAAGAAGCUUUCUGCUGUGAAUGGUGAUGCUAAUGAUCUUCAUGGUUCAUCUGUUACACCGGAUUAUGGAGAAAAUUCGGUGGAAUAUGACGAAGGUGUUCAAAGAAGGGCAGAUGUCAGAUCUUCGAAGCAAGAAACUAAGCGAGGUCUUUUUAGCAAGAACACUGGUUCGCGUGUGAUGCCAUGUUCUGAGGAUGACUAUGAAGCUACUGGAACUGUCAGCAAUACUUCUGCGGAUGUUUGUAAACACCACAAAGAAUUUGAGGAUCUUUCUCUUAUCCGCAAGCAGCUUGUUCAAAUUGAAAACCAACAGUCCAGCUUGAUGGAUAUCCUUCAGAAAUUUAUUGGAAGCUCACAGGACGGUAUGCGUACUCUUGAGACACGUGUACAUGGCUUAGAAAUGGCCAUGGGUGAUAUCUCCUAUGACUUGGCCAUGUCAACUGCACGGAUGUCCUCUGCCGAAGCCACAAGGAGCUCAUGUUGCAUGCUGCCUGGUCCAGACUUUUUAAGCUCUAAGUUUUGGAGGAGACCUGAUGGCCGUUGCUCAACCUCGCGUUUUUCUUUUGGUGGCACCACUCCUUCGGUUUCAGCUAUGCGCAGUAUUACCGAUAGGAGGCCUGGCGAACCAGUUGGACAUGAGAACAGGAGGUUUAGCCUUCGAGGUCCUGGUGGAGUUAUCAUGAAUCCAUUGGCUGAUAUUCAUGGUGAUUCAAGGGGAGUACCAGAGGUAUCAAACAACAGAGUAUUGAGGAGCGUACGUAAUGUUGCUUGACUUGGUUAAUCCUCAUCUAUAGUCCAUUUGAUAUAAAAGAUGAGCAGAACAUGGAUUGGCUACUCCAGUAAGUAACUCUAGCCAACAGUUAUAUCACAUAUAUUACUGUUGAGAAUCAAGUUGAUUAAACUACUACGUCUACGUAUAAUACUUCCGUUUUCGUUGGUUUACGGAGUACUCCGUAUUACUAAAGGAAGUUACCGGCCAAGCAUAACUUACCACAGAAGCUACUUUUGGGAUACGAUUAUUAGAAUGUGUUUAUACAGAAGAUAGGUACGUUGUUCUCUAGUCGAUAUACUACUACUGUGUGUUUGUUCAUUAGUUGAUACGCAACUACUGCUGCUGAUUAUAUGGCGAAGUUUGAUUAUUGUGGUGCUGUGAUUUUUUUGUUUCAUGAUAUCACACAGCUUCAUGGGGAAAGCAUUCUAGUUUCGGGGUUGUUGUAGACUAGUAUUUUUGCUCUAAGCAAAUGUAAAUCUCAGCUGUUAUGAUGUUGAGAUAAAGCUUAGACAGAUCAUUCUUGUUCUGUAUAUAUUUGUGCAACUAUUUCUAGUGAUUAGUAAAAUUGCUGACUAUAUGAGAGUAAUGAGACUGGCUCGUUACUUCGUAUUUACGGGGUGUUCGGAAAAA